UUGGAAAAUAAUAAUCAGCCCCAAGAACAUCCAGAAACUUCCCAUAACUUUGCCAUAGCACAAGCAGAAGAACUUCCUAUCAGUAGUGCGGGAGUGAAUACAUCAGUCGUCCGAGGACGGGUCAAAAAAGAAGAGCGAUGUCAGUGCCCGGAAUGUGGAAAACGAUUGGGAAGCACUUCCAGCUUACGCCAUCAUCAUCUGCGAUAUCACAGCAUUGAAACAUCUCACGUUUGCAGCGUCUGUUUCCUAAAAUGCAUAUACAGGAGCCAUCUGAUCACACAUAUGCGAGUGCACUCCGGAAAGCGACCGUACAAAUGCAGUAUGUGCAGCGAGAGUUUUACGAACAGCGGCAAUCGUAAGCGUCAUAUGCGAAAACAUACUGGUGAAAAGCCGUACACCUGCGAAUUCUGCAACAGUAGCUUUUCUCUUCUUCAUCACCUGAAAAGACAUAACAAGACUCAUUAUCGUCCAGCGGCGAUGUGA
Molecule: messenger RNA, 483 nt
Organism: Gongylonema pulchrum
Lineage: Eukaryota; Metazoa; Nematoda; Chromadorea; Rhabditida; Gongylonematidae
Source: the annotation of a GenBank genome assembly